Molecule: messenger RNA, 1879 nt
Organism: Austrofundulus limnaeus
Lineage: Eukaryota; Metazoa; Chordata; Actinopteri; Cyprinodontiformes; Rivulidae
Gene: tamalin
Product: trafficking regulator and scaffold protein tamalin
Exons: 8
Coding region: 148-1257 (369 amino acids)
Molecular function (GO): protein binding
Source: RefSeq, a predicted model, not a curated record
CUGAUGAAGGCACGCUCACUCAGCCUGGAGUUAUUUGGUUUGUUUGCUCCACGUUGAAGCUGGGAUUCGACCCAACAUCUUUCUCAGUUGGUUCUUCCUUCUGUUCGGAGGGCAACGAGAAGGUUUAUUGUUCAUUUUUCCUCUACAAUGACGUUCAGGAGGCUCAAGAAGGUGAACUCCAGCGGUCCGGAGGCUGGACCCGCCGGACCCGCAUCUCAGGACAACGACAUUUAUUUCCCUUCGUCAAAGUCGGACAGCUGCAGGUUGGAGGUACCGGCGAACUCCUCGGAGGUUUAUAACUACAAAACAUUGGCUUAUUCUGGCGGGACUCUGCCCAGAAACUUCAAAAAGGGUGGAGGCCCGCAGAAGUGGAAACCCCUAACGCAGUCACCAGAACCACAGAGGAAGGUGGUGGUCCUGGAGAAAAAAGAGGAGGAAGCAUUUGGUUUUGAAAUUCAGACUUACGGUCUCCAUCAUCAGGACCAAAACUCAGUGGAGAUGUGCACGUUUGUGUGCAAGGUGCACGACGACAGCCCGGCCCACAGAGCAGGACUUAAACUUGGGGACACCAUCACGAGUGUGAACGAGACCACCGUAGAGGGAUUUCGACACAAGGACAUUGUCCAGCUCAUCAAGGCCUGCGGCAACUCACUCAGGCUGGAAACGGUUUACAGCGACUCCAUCCGCAAAGCUGAGCUGGAGGCCCGGCUGCAGUAUCUGAAGCAAACUCUUUAUGAGAAAUGGGAUGAAUAUCGUUCGUUGAUGGUGCAGGAGCAGAGGCUCGUCCAUGGCAUAGUAAUGAGCGACGCUGCCGUGUACGAGUCCCUGGAGUCGGCCGGUAUUUACGGCAGCCUCGGCACUCCCAGCCCGGCAACUCAGAGAGCGGUCCGCUGCACCGGCAGCACCAGCAGCAGCGCCAGCUUCCUYAGCACGGCCACGGACGACGACCCCCUCUACCAGACCUGCCUGUACCAGACGGAUGGGAACGAGGACCGUGAAAACGGGAAAGAGCAGCAGAAGCAGCAGCGCCUGCGACCAACCAGUGAGCUCCUCACUGUGACCAAGACGCAGCUGACCCGCAGCGCCAGCACCCGCAGCUACGUGAGGGGCUCGACCUCAUCCUCCGGAUCAGGAGAGAAGCAGGGAGGAUUCGGCUCGCUGCAAAGGAAACCUAAACAGAAGAGCUUCCGCAGGCGCCUUCUGAAAUUCAUCCCUGGCUUGAAUCGACCGCUGGAAGAGGAAGAGAGCAAACUGUGAGCAGCAAACAGAGCUGUUCGUUUCAACCUGCAAAACAAAACAGAACUAAAGACUGGAAAAAAAAGAAAAACAAUGACUGUCAAAAGUCAAGUGCCAAAGAAAGCAGCAAGCAGAGCCAAAGAGUUGGAGACCAAAGUGAAUCAGCUGCAGAGACCAAUGAACAUUCAGUGUUUCACAGAUGUACAUAUGUUUUUCUUUGUCCUUAUUUUAAGUUAUUUAUUUAUUUUUACAUGUUCUGUUCAUCUACAAAAUGAACAUUUUGGUUUUCUCUGCAUGCACGUUUCUCCAGACCAUGACUAUAACUGUGCAACAAAAAGUUUUGUAAGAUAUGAGCUUGUUGUCGACACAAGAUGACUCACUAAAGGUUCCUACACGUAAAACAAAAAGGUGGCAUUUCCAGAUUACACACUCCCUUUUUUUUGUAAUAAAUCAUGAGGUUUCUUUUGAAAAGGCAACUAGACUUUUUGUGUUGGAGAUAUUUUGUUUCUCAUUUGAGAGGCUUUCUCAGUUCAGAAGUUCAGACUGGAACGGUUGCAAAGCUUUAAAUUGUAAAAAAAUAUCUUCUGAAGGAAUAUUUUUGUGAAAGUAAACAGCUAAAUUAAAACUGGUUCUCUGGCCUUGA